Messenger RNA from Acanthochromis polyacanthus (spiny chromis), 2201 nucleotides. RefSeq lists its product as uncharacterized. The transcript is spliced from 2 exons. Gene Ontology annotation, molecular function: catalytic activity. Lineage: Eukaryota; Metazoa; Chordata; Actinopteri; Pomacentridae. Bases 495 to 1481 code for a protein of 328 amino acids. The record is from RefSeq and is a predicted model, not a curated record.
GCUCCAUAGUCAGAAACGUGAAGCUAGCGACACCAGCGACCAUAGUUAAAUGCCUCCCAGGGGCCAGAGAGGGCGACAUAGAAGCAAAUUUGAAACUGCUGGCUAAAGAUAAUCGUAAAUAUAGUAAGAUUGUUAUUCACGUCGGCGGUAACGACACCCGGUUACGCCAAUCGGAGGUCACCAAAAUUAGCGUGGCAUCGGUGUGUACUUUCGCCAAAACCAUGUCGGACUCCGUAGUUUUCUCUGGACCCUUGCCUGAUCUGACCAGCGAUGACAUGUUUAGCCACAUGUCGUCGUUUCGCCGCUGGUUGUCUAUGUGGUGUCCAUCAAACGACGUGGGCUUUAUUGAUAAUUGGAGCUCUUUUUGGGGAAAACCUGGUCUGAUUAGGAGAGACGGCAUCCAUCCCACUUUGGCUGGUGCAGCUCUCAUUUCUAGGAAUAUGGCUGAUUUUAUUAGUACUCCUAAAGCAUGACAACCCAGAGUUAAGACCAGGAUGCAGAGUUGUAGUCUUAAACACCUCUCUGCAGUUUCCUCACAGCUGUCACCCUCCAGUAAUUCAGUUAAUUCAGUUAACUUUAUUGAGACUGUGUCUGUCCCCCGACCACCAAAAUUCAAUAAAUUAAACAAAUCAAAAAUAUACAAAAGAAAUAGUAACCACAAAAAUUUUAUAAAAAUUAAUACCUCUAUUUCAACGGAGCAAAGAGACAGGAAAAUUAAAUGUGGUCUGUCAAAUAUUAGAUCUCUCUCGUCUAAAUCUCUGCUAGUAAAUGAGUUGAUAACUGAUCACCAGAUUGAUUUGUUCUGUUUCACUGAAACCUGGUUGCAGCAGGAAGAAUUUGUUAGCCUAAACGAAUCAACUCCCCCAAGUCAUAUUAACUGUCAUAUUCCUCGAAUCACAGGCCGAGGAGGAGGAGUAGCAGCAAUCUACCAUUCUAGUUUAAAAUUGAACCAGAGGCCUAAACCUGAUUACAGCUCAUUCGAAAAUCUCACUCUUCGUCUCUCUCAUCCAAAUCUGAAAGCUCAGAAACCAGUUUUAUUUGUUGUUAUAUAUCGUCCUCCUGCUCCUUAUUCUGAGUUUUUAUCUCAAUUCUCAGACUUUUUAUCUGAAUUAGUGCUCAGUUCAGACAAAGUUAUAAUUGUGGGUGACUUUAACAUUCAUGUUGACAUAGACAGCGACAGCCUUACAAGAGCUUUUAAUUCAUUAUUAGACUCACUUGGGUUUUCUCAACAUGUAAAUAAACCAACUCAUAGUUUUAAUCACACUCUUGACCUUGUCCUGACUUAUGGCAUAGAAAUUGAAGAGUUAACAGUAUUGUAUUGGUCUUACAGACCAUUCAUUCAUUCAUUUUUGUGUUUCUACAUAGUGUUCCUUGGUUAUUUACAAAGCGCUAACACCAUCUAUUGGCCACCUUUGGCAAUAGCAGCCUUUGUGUAUAAUUUCUGUUUCCUGUUCUCGUUGGAACGAGAUUUCAGUUGCUAGUCAAUACGAGCCUUCAGUUAGCACAAGCUGUUCUUCGUGGUCAAAUGUAAAAUCCAUUAAUUCUUCUGCAAACCCGAAUCAGUUGUGAUUCCCCCACGGGGGCAAUGCUGUGUCCCUGGUCCCAGAGCUGGAUGCUUCAGAUCUGCGGUCGAUGUUCCACCAGCUGGUCCAGUCUCCAUCAUGUCCACUGUGGGAUGCUGCUGCUGACCUUCCUCCAGCCCUCUGUUUCCAACUCCCUUUUUCCACCAGUCAACUCUGCAUUGCCUUCACUAUACUGUUAUACCAACUUACAUACUGUUUGAAUUUUACUGCUAGCUAUAUAUGGAGUAUGUUUAAUGUCAGAGCCGUACAUCAUAAGAGUAAAUUAUGAGUCAGUUUUCAAUGUUAGCUUAUACUUUGUUUGGUUCACAUAUCCUGUCAUGCAUGUAUCCAAAUGUGUGCUGUGUUUUCCUUGCUUUCCCACCCCUCCCUCUUCUCCCAUCCCUCCCCCUUGCCCUCCUCUGUCCCUCUCAACCCGCCCGGCCAGCAGGCAGAUGGGUCCCCCCUAUAUAGAGCCGGGUUCUGCUCGAGGUUUCUUCCUUGUUAAAAGGGUGUUUUUCCUUGCCACUGUCGCCUUUGGGCUUGCUCUGGGGGCCAGGCAUAUGGGUUCUGUAAAGCGUCUUGAGACGAUUUGACUGUAAUUGACGCUAUAUAAAUAAAAUUGAAUUGAAUUGAAUUGAA